UUCCAUUGCAAAUAUGAAGACGAAAAAAGCGCAAAUUCUCGACGAAGAAGUGGUAAACGUCAAGAAAAACCACCUUAUUCAUAUAUUGCACUAAUAGCUAUGGCAAUACACGCAAAACCGGACCGGAAAGCAACAUUAACAGAAAUUUAUACUUUUUUGCAGAGCAAUUUUGAUUUUUUUAGAGGUGAAUAUAACGGUUGGAAAAAUUCAAUUAGGCAUAAUUUAUCAUUAAAUGAAUGCUUUAUUAAAUUACCAAAAAGUUCUGGAGGUCGUAGUGGGAAAGGUCACCAAUGGACGAUUGAUCAAAAUUGUGAAUUCUUAUUUGAAGAAGGCUCAUAUCGAAGACGACCACGUGGUUACAAAGCACGAGUGCGAAAUUAUGAAUACAGUAAUGAGCAGAUUGGGACUGCAAAUGUUGAAGGAAAUACGAUAACAAACAACAGUAAUAUGUUUGCUGCAAAUGAAGCACAUAUCGUAUCUCACCAACAAAAUUAUUUGCCUUCAUCAUAUUCUGCCAACCAGUUUUGGCCUUAUUAUGAAACCACAAAUCAAUGGCCAAACUGUUAUACGUCAACAAGCAAUUACUAUACUUAUGAUAACACGCAAAUAAGCACACCCCAAUCAACAGGCUACUUGGAAAGUAACUGCAACAGUGUUAUGGUAGCACCUUGUCCUCCUGCUGAUGCAGGAGUGUUCAUUGAAGAAGAACAACAAUUACAUAUGCAACAGUUUAAUGCUUCUUCACUGCUGUACAAUCAGUAUGGUAACUUACCAUUGCCUCCGUCGUACGGUACUUCUAAUUCAUGA
Molecule: messenger RNA, 807 nt
Organism: Thelazia callipaeda (thelaziosis nematode)
Lineage: Eukaryota; Metazoa; Nematoda; Chromadorea; Rhabditida; Thelaziidae
Source: the annotation of a GenBank genome assembly